AUGAUAUCGAUUGAACCGAGACAGAAUUAUGCUCUUUCAUCAAAGGCCUUUCGAUACGGAUACUUUUAUAUGAGUUAUGAAAAAUUGGCAUCCUCACAGGCUGGAUUUAGAGUUUCCAAGAAUGUAAACAAUCCCACUUCGUUGAAUUUGGAUUAUUUACCAACAGGUGAUGGAUACAAUUCAAAUUUUGAUGAUAGCACGGCUGUUGUUAGCUCUAUAAUCAAGUUGAUACAAUUUUCAAAUCCGAUUGAUUAUUAUUUUGUCCUGUUUAAUCCAUCAUUGAGUGAGACUAGUAAUGUGACGAUUCAUUCAAAAAUUGUGGAGACCUAUAGACCUUUUUCAUUGUCGAGCAUGUAUUUUACGUAUUUGCAAAAAGGAGAAAUUGAAAAGACAUCAUGUCCUUCAACUAUUUCUCCGUGCAUUGAUAUUACUAAUUCAAAGUUUUAUAUUUCUGUUAAUCCAUCUGAUAUUUCAUCAGCUCAGUACAAGAAUAAUUAUCCAGUUAAUUUGGAAAUUUAUGUGCAAUAUUCAGCAAGUGCUGUUAAUUCAAAUGGUGAAUUGAUUUUAGAUGCCACUUCACCUUUUACCACUAUCUCUUUGAAAUCAUCACAAGAUUCUGCAUCUAUCACUGUACCAGUUCCACAAGGAGUUUUACAAGUUACAAAUGCAAAAGAUGUAAAGCCGUACUUGUGGUUUAAAUUUUUUGCUUUCUUUAUGUAUAGAGUUAAGAAGGCCAAGAUUGGAAAUAAGAAAGUUACAGAUCCAAACGCAAACAAUCAUCAAACAUUACAGCCUAUUCAGCAAGUUGAUCCUAUAAUUCAAAAUAGACCUGUUAUUAAUAUUGAUUCAAUUCCAUCAUACAAGUCAGAUAAUAGGUCAGAUAAUGGAGCACCCAUUGCCUCCUAUGUUCCUCUAUCUAAUACGGAUUCGAAAACCUCAACCUUAACUGGACUCACCAAUAGUUUCAAUUCACCAAUGGAUUCAACACCAACCCCCACUCAGCCUCAAAGUGAACAAGGUGAUUUAUUGAAUAUGAGAUACAAACCUAUUGAAAAGAUUGGAAAUGGAUCUUUUGGAAUUUGUUUCCUUUGUCAAGACACAAAGAGAAAUAAUCAGCUAGUCGCUAUUAAGGGGAUUAAUUUAGAAAGCAACGAUCAAGAGAAGAUUAUUUCAGAACUUUCAAAAUCGGCUACCAUUCAACACCAAAGAAUUGUGGAAGUUUAUGAAUUCUUUGUUUCCAAACAAAUGAAUGCAUUCUGUCUUGUGAUGAAAUAUUAUAGUGGAGAUUUGGAAAGAUGUGUGUUGAAAUAUGGAAAAAUAAUGCCAGAAAUUGUUGUCAUUCAGCUUUUGAAACAAUUAGGAGAAGGUUUCGAUUAUCUUCACAGAGUAAAGCAAGUAGUUCAUAGAGAUGUGAAACCGAGAAAUAUAUUUGUAAAUAAUUUUGAUGAGCUGAAUAAUCAAAUAUCAGUUGUUAUUGGAGAUUUGGGUGAAUCCAAAGAACUGUUUGUUCAAGAAAACACGAUGAGAGGUACAGUUCUUUACAUGGCUCCAGAAGUAUUUAUUGGAAAGUAUGGAUUCCCUGCUGAUAUUUUCUCAUUGGGUGUCAGUCUUUAUCAUGUCAUGGUUGGAAUGAAAAACCUAAAUGUGCCAAUUGGUCAGCAAAUGCUAGCCAGCUCUGAACAGGAAAUUAGUUCCAGAAUGAGGGAAGAAAUGCUGAAAUUAGGAUACAGUGAUAAGCUUGUUGAUUUUGUAAUCUCCAUGAUUCGUGUUAAUCCUAAUGAUAGACCAACAGCAGAGCAAGUCAAAGCAUUCACACCACUCGAUUUGGCGUAA
Messenger RNA from Naegleria gruberi, 1833 nucleotides. RefSeq lists its product as uncharacterized. Gene Ontology annotation, molecular function: protein kinase activity; ATP binding. The record is from RefSeq and is a predicted model, not a curated record. Gene Ontology annotation, biological process: protein phosphorylation. Bases 1 to 1833 code for a protein of 610 amino acids. The transcript has 3 exons. NCBI's taxonomy places the organism in Eukaryota, Heterolobosea, Eutetramitea, Acrasida, Naegleriidae.